CGCGGGGCCGAGCGGCGGACCUGGUGCAGCAGCUCCCGACGGUGCGCCCCGAGCGCGCGUGCCGCGCCACCAUGAGGGCGCGGCCGCGGGUGUGCGAGGCGCUCCUCUUCGCCCUGGCGCUCCAGACCGGCGUGUGCUACGGCAUCAAAUGGCUGGCGCUGUCCAAGACCCCGGCGGCCCUGGCGCUGAACCAGACGCAGCACUGCAAGCAGCUGGAGGGGCUGGUGUCUGCGCAGGUGCAGCUCUGCCGCAGCAACCUGGAGCUCAUGCACACCAUCGUGCACGCUGCCCGCGAGGUCAUGAAGGCCUGCCGCAGGGCCUUUGCGGACAUGCGCUGGAACUGCUCCUCCAUCGAGCUUGCCCCCAACUACCUGCUUGACCUGGAGAGAGGGACCCGGGAGUCGGCCUUCGUGUAUGCGCUGUCGGCGGCCGCCAUCAGCCACGCCAUCGCCCGGGCCUGCACCUCCGGGGACCUGCCCGGCUGCUCCUGCGGCCCCGUCCCAGGUGAGCCACCCGGGCCCGGGAACCGCUGGGGAGGAUGUGCGGACAACCUCAGCUACGGGCUUCUCAUGGGAGCCAAGUUUUCCGAUGCUCCUAUGAAGGUGAAAAAAACAGGAUCCCAAGCCAAUAAACUGAUGCGUCUACACAACAGUGAAGUGGGGAGACAGGCUCUGCGCGCCUCUCUGGAAAUGAAGUGUAAGUGCCAUGGGGUAUCUGGCUCCUGCUCCAUCCGCACCUGCUGGAAGGGGCUGCAGGAGCUUCGGGAUGUGGCUGCCGACCUCAAGACCCGCUACCUGUCGGCCACCAAGGUGGUGCACCGCCCCAUGGGCACCCGCAAGCACCUGGUGCCCAAGGACCUGGACAUCAGGCCUGUGAAGGACUCAGAGCUUGUCUAUCUGCAGAGUUCGCCCGACUUCUGCAUGAAGAACGAGAAGGUGGGCUCCCACGGGACGCAAGACAGGCAGUGCAACAAAACAUCCCAUGGCAGUGACAGCUGUGACCUCAUGUGCUGCGGCCGUGGCUACAACCCCUACACAGACCGCGUGGUCGAGCGCUGCCACUGCAAGUAUCACUGGUGCUGCUACGUUACCUGCCGCCGCUGCGAGCGCACAGUGGAGCGCUACGUCUGCAAGUGAGGUCCCACCUGCGCCCCCGGGACCCUUGGAGCCCCCUGCGCCCCCCACCCCGGGGCCCGGACACACCCCGUGGAUUGUCGCUUGGGGAUCCCAGAUGCCUGGCAUGGGAGGUGGCUUGUGCUUUGCCUCCACUUGGAAACCACCACUGCCAGGGACAGAAGGCCUGGCCACCCUGGAAGGAGGGCCCGGACAUCAGAGGAAACCGACGAGAUUAAAAAUAACCUGGCAGCCCGAGCCGGGGAGUGCCCACGCGCUGCCUUCCAGGCCGGCCUCAGAAGCCAGGGCCAUGGGUUUGGCAGGACUGGUAUGGACUUGACCUUUCGCAGCCAGAGACACCAGCCUCCCGGGAAGGGGGUGCGGUCAGCUGGCCUUCAUCAGAAUGUUCUGCAGGCCCAGCCCUUGAGACCCCCACGCCGGCCCCAGGGUCUGAGCCUGCUGGGCCCACCACAUGGAACCACUAGCUUGGGUUGUAAAUGUUUUGUUUUUGUGUUUUUUUGUUUUUUUUUUUUUUUGUUUUUUUUUUGGUUUUGUUUUGUUUCUUCCUCUGGGAUGUGGGAGCUACAGAAAUAUUUAUAAAACAUAGCUUUUUUU
Canis lupus familiaris (dog) is the source of this 1727-nucleotide messenger RNA. RefSeq names its product Wnt family member 11 (gene WNT11). Gene Ontology annotation, molecular function: cytokine activity; frizzled binding. NCBI's taxonomy places the organism in Eukaryota, Metazoa, Chordata, Mammalia, Carnivora, Canidae. Gene Ontology annotation, cellular component: extracellular region. The coding region runs from base 72 to 1136 and encodes 354 amino acids. Gene Ontology annotation, biological process: cell fate commitment; neuron differentiation; canonical Wnt signaling pathway. The transcript has 5 exons. The record is from RefSeq and is a predicted model, not a curated record.